Messenger RNA from Dendroctonus ponderosae (mountain pine beetle), 1646 nucleotides. It is a transcript of the gene Tcs4, whose product is annotated as tRNA N6-adenosine threonylcarbamoyltransferase, mitochondrial. The record is from RefSeq and is a predicted model, not a curated record. Gene Ontology annotation, biological process: tRNA threonylcarbamoyladenosine modification. Lineage: Eukaryota; Metazoa; Arthropoda; Insecta; Coleoptera; Curculionidae. The transcript has 7 exons. The coding region runs from base 80 to 1354 and encodes 424 amino acids. Gene Ontology annotation, cellular component: mitochondrion.
GUUGCCCUGCUACUUUUUCAACUAGCCCUAAUAGAUUGACAAUCUGUGACUGGCCCUAACCUACUCAAAAAAGGAUACAAUGGCUUUGCUGUACCAAAACAGCCCCCUAAAGUGGCUGAACAGAUAUAAAACUGGCUUAAAAGGGUUUCGCCGGUACUCCAAGCGACGAAGCGUAAUCCUAGGGAUAGAAUCGUCUUGCGACGAUACUGGCUGCGGAAUUAUCGACACUGAAGGGAACAUUUUGGGUGAAUCCUUGCAUUCUCAGCUAUUGGUGCACUUAAACAAUGGCGGAAUCAUCCCCCCAGUGGCAGGCGUUUUGCACAGAAAGAACAUCGAGCAAGUAGUAGAAUCUGCCCUAAAAUCGGCCAAUUUAUCAAUGAAGGAUAUUGACGCUGUCGCGGCCACAGUCAAGCCAGGCCUCCCAAUGUCUUUGGAAGUGGGGACAAUGUUCGGCAAGUUGUUGUGCAGGAAACAUCAGAAACCUUUCAUCCCCAUCCACCACAUGGAGGCCCAUGCGUUGACUGCCAGGCUGCAGAAUCCUUCUCUAGAAUUCCCCUUUUUGGUCCUGCUAAUCAGUGGCGGUCACUGUCUUUUGGCUGUAGCGCACAGUGUGGAUAAAUUCGCGCUGUUGGGAGAAAGUAUUGAUGAUGCCCCUGGGGAGGCUUUCGACAAGAUGGCCAGAAGAAUGAAGCUGAGGAAUCUGCCAGAAUAUUACGAGCUGUCUGGAGGCCAAGCCAUUGAACUAGCAGCCUCUAAGGCAGACGACCCCUUGCAAUUCCCCUUCACUCCUCCUUUGUUGCAGUACAAGGACUGCAAGUUUAGCUUUGCAGGGGCGAAAAAUGUAUGCAAGUACUAUAUAGAAAAGGAGGAACUCUCCAAAGGGGUGGCCCCAGACGAGGUUAUUCCUGACGUGGCCAACCUUAGCGCAGCCUUUCUACUCGUAGUCACUAAACAUCUGUGCCAAAGGCUGCAAAGAGCCAUGGAGUACGUGGCCCGCAAAAGCCUGAUUCCCAUCGAAAGGCAGACGCUGGUUGUCUCAGGUGGGGUGGCGUGCAACAACUUCAUCGCCCAGGGCUUGGAAAUCGUUUGCAACGAAUAUAACUAUAAGCUAGUAAGGCCGCCAGCCAAACUCUGUACAGAUAAUGGGAUUAUGGUCGCUUGGAAUGCCGUUGAAAGAUGGAAGGCCAAUAUUGGCGUCUACAAGGACUUUGAGGGCAUAGAAGUGGAAAAAAUCAGCCCGUUGGGCGCCAGUCUAAUUGAGGAUGUGUCUAGAGAAAAUAUCAGUUGCAAAUGGGUGAAGCUUGCCAAACUGUUGGACAAAGACAACCAGAAAGGAAUCAGUCAAAACCAAUGAUACUGUGUUUAUACUAAAACAGGUCCCUUUUCCACAAAGGGCUUCUUCAGGUCACUAUAAACAUCCUCGCUAUCGCUGCUUUCAUUCAAUUCGCUCACUAAGUCUAAUAGAUUUCUUAACCGGGUUUUCACCUUUAGAACAUCGCUCUGGCUCUCUUUGGCUGAGAUUGCCAGAAUGUCGGUGAAGUUUAUCGGUUUGUUAGGCUUCAAGUCUUCCUUGUAGGUUGAUAUGAACCCUAAGAAAGCCCUACUGUCAAUAUGGAGAAAUACACUAAAAUAGACGAUGUGGCUGA